Molecule: messenger RNA, 4733 nt
Organism: Chelonia mydas (Green sea turtle)
Lineage: Eukaryota; Metazoa; Chordata; Testudines; Cheloniidae
Gene: SELE
Product: selectin E
Exons: 20
Coding region: 202-3165 (987 amino acids)
Biological process (GO): leukocyte tethering or rolling; heterophilic cell-cell adhesion; response to cytokine
Cellular component (GO): membrane; external side of plasma membrane
Molecular function (GO): sialic acid binding; oligosaccharide binding
Source: RefSeq, a predicted model, not a curated record
CAAGCUGAAGGCAACGGGUACACACUGACUGGCAGCUCUCCACUGAGUCUUAGCAUAAGAACCUCUGCAGUGACUUAGCAAAGGAAAACAGCCGCUGAAGACUGCGCUGCAGACUUUACCAGGCUGCUACAUAGCACCAGGCAUCACAGCCACAAUCUCCAUCUCUUCAAAGAGCAAAGUGAAGUCAAGUUCCCCAGAAACAUGAUUGGCCUGUGGUUCCUCUCUGUUCUCACUUACGGACUUAUGGUGCUUGAGGAGGGCAAUUGCUGGACAUACCACUAUUCAGAAAAAAAUAUGAACUAUAAGCUUGCGGAGGAAUGGUGUAGGAAACACUAUACAAAUAUGGUUGCCAUUCAGAAUAAGGAGGAAAUUGUCCAUCUGAAUGCAUUUUUACCCUUCAAUCCAAGUUAUUACUGGAUUGGAAUCAGGAAGAUUGACAAUGAGUGGACCUGGGUUGGAACAAGAAAACGGUUGACAGAAGAGGCUAAAAACUGGGCUAAGGGUGAACCAAACAACAGAAAGAAUGACGAGGACUGUGUUGAAAUCUACAUCAAAAGAGAGAAGGAUGCAGGCAAAUGGAAUGAUGAAAGAUGCAGCAAAGAGAAGGUUGCCUUGUGCUACGCAGCUUCCUGUGACCAGUCUUCCUGCAGUGGCCAUGGUGAAUGCCUGGAGACCAUUAACAAUCAUACCUGCCUCUGUGAUGCUGGAUUCUAUGGGCCUGAAUGCCAGUAUGUUGUGACUUGCGACCAAUUAAAAGAACCCGAUCAAGGGACCCUGGAGUGCAGCCAUCCACUACAGAACUACAGCUACAACUCAUCCUGCGAGGUUCAGUGUGCAGAAGGCUAUGAAUCAACUGGGUUUGAACCAGUGUGGUGUACCUCUUCCGGGAACUGGUCUUCACCCACUCCAGCAUGUACAGUUGUGCAGUGUGAUGGCUUAAAGGCUCCAGCUCAUGGCUCCCUGACGUGCUCUCCCGCUUCUGGGAACUUUCUGUGGAAUUCAAGCUGUGAGUUUGCCUGUGAAGAAGGGUUUGUGUUGAACGGAUCAGACAGGCUGCAGUGCGGUGCUUCUGGAGAGUGGGAUGGACAGCAGCCAGAAUGCGAAGCUGUGACCUGUGAAACAGUGAAUGGACCUGAAAAUGGCUUUGUGGAAUGUACCGGCGGUCAUCCAGAAUUCAGCCACAACUCGGCCUGUGAGUUCCGUUGUGAGGAGGGCUACAGAUUAAGUGGAUCACCCACGAUUCAGUGCACAGCUCAGGGAGAAUGGUCAGAGCCCUUCCCAAAGUGUGAAGUUGUGCAGUGUGAUGGCUUAAAGGCUCCAGCUCAUGGCUCCCUGAUGUGCUCUCCCGCUUCUGGGAACUUUCUGUGGAAUUCAAGCUGUGAGUUUGCCUGUGAAGAAGGGUUUGUGUUGAAGGGAUCAGACAGGCUGCAGUGCGGUGUUUCUGGAGAGUGGGAUGGACAGCAGCCGGAAUGCGAAGCUGUGACCUGUGAAACAGUGAACGGACCUGAAAAUGGCUUUGUGGAAUGUACCGGCGGUCAUCCAGAAUUCAGCCACAACUCGGCCUGUGAGUUCCGUUGUGAGGAGGGCUACAGAUUAAGUGGAUCACCCACGAUUCAGUGCACAGCUCAGGGAGAAUGGUCAGAGCCCUUCCCAAAGUGUGAAGUUGUGCAGUGUGAUGGCUUAAAGGCUCCAGCUCAUGGCUCCCUGAUGUGCUCUCCCGCUUCUGGGAACUUUCUGUGGAAUUCAACCUGUGAGUUUGCCUGUCAAGAAGGGUUUGUGUUGAAGGGAUCAGACAGGCUGCAGUGUGGUGUUUCUGGAGAGUGGGAUGGACAGCAGCCGGAAUGCGAAGCUGUGACCUGUGAAACAGUGAAUGGACCUGAAAAUGGCUUUGUGGAAUGUACCGGCGGUCAUCCAGAAUUCAGCCACAACUCGGCCUGUGAGUUCCGUUGUGAGGAGGGCUACAGAUUAAGUGGAUCACCCACGAUUCAGUGCACAGCUCAGGGAGAAUGGUCAGAGCCCUUCCCAAAGUGUGAAGUUGUGCAGUGUGAUGGCUUAAAGGCUCCAGCUCAUGGCUCCCUGACGUGCUCUCCCGCUUCUGGGAACUUUCUGUGGAAUUCAACCUGUGAGUUUGCCUGUCAAGAAGGGUUUGUGUUGAAGGGAUCAGACAGGCUGCAGUGUGGUGUUUCUGGAGAGUGGGAUGGACAGCAGCCGGAAUGCGAAGCUGUGACCUGUGAAACAGUGAAUGGACCUGAAAAUGGCUUUGUGGAAUGUACCGGCGGUCAUCCAGAAUUCAGCCACAACUCGGCCUGUGAGUUCCGUUGUGAGGAGGGCUACAGAUUAAGUGGAUCACCCACGAUUCAGUGCACAGCUCAGGGAGAAUGGUCAGAGCCCUUCCCAAAGUGUGAAGUUGUGCAGUGUGAUGGCUUAAAGGCUCCAGCUCAUGGCUCCCUGAUGUGCUCUCCCGCUUCUGGGAACUUUCUGUGGAAUUCAACCUGUGAGUUUGCCUGUCAAGAAGGGUUUGUGUUGAAGGGAUCAGACAGGCUGCAGUGCGGUGUUUCUGGAGAGUGGGACGGACAGCAGCCGGAAUGCGAAGCUGUGACCUGUGAAACAGUGAAUGGACCUGAAAAUGGCUUUGUGGAAUGUACCGGCGGUCAUCCAGAAUUCAGCCACAACUCGGCCUGUGAGUUCCGUUGUGAGGAGGGCUACAGAUUAAGUGGAUCACCCACGAUUCAGUGCACAGCUCAGGGAGAAUGGUCAGAGCCCUUUCCAAAGUGUGAAGUUGCACAGUGUGAAACCCUGAUACCGUCUGAGAAGGGCUCCAUGAAUUGUUCACACCCUUUUGGGGAUUUUGCAUACAGCACAGUUUGCGAAUUUAACUGUACAGGGGGAUGGUUGCUUAACGGCUCUAAAGUACUUCAGUGCAGCGCUGCAGGGAACUGGACUGCAAGUCAGCCAACGUGCGAAGCUCCCCAAGUGCCUGAAGAACUGCUCAGUUACGUCUCUGUUGGAAUAGCAGCCACCGGAGCCUCGCUCCUGUCGACAGCAUCAUUCCUCAUUUGGCUUGUAAAGCGCCUUCGAAGGAAAGCAAAGAAAUUUACUCCUGCCAGCAGCUGCCAGAGUCUCAAUUUAGAACAUACCUUCCAAAGCACUGGUCAUCUAAUCUAACGCCAAGUGACUCCGAAAUUGAAGCUAUCUUCACUGAUGCCUCAGAGCCUCUCAGGAAAUGGAGCUAUGGAGUCCUCAACAAGUGGCCAGGUGUUGAUACAUCUUGCUGACAAGAUGAUUAGCCUCGGAUCUUGCUACUAGAUACCAGGCUCAGUCAUCUGGUUCUGCCACUGAAGACAAGCAAGCUGUGGGUAAAACCCUAGCCGUUUACCAAGAGACUACAUGGGUCCAGUCAAUGUACAGCUACAGUGAUUGGGAGAUCUCUAUUCAUUCUCUGGAUGGGGACAAAAUAAGCUGCUGUCUAUGGGAGAGGCUGGACUCCUCUGGGGUCAGUCUGUAGGUACCAGGGUGGAGUGAACACUUUGCAAUAUACACAGCUGGAGUUCUCUCCCAUGGAAACACAUAGGUUACAUUUUUUAAAGCAAAAUAGUUAGAAUGGGAAAUAUUUAUGGAAUUGCCUUACAAACCAUUGAUUUGGUUCACUGGUAAUUGUUGAAGUAAAUGUACUGUAACAAUAUGUCACAGUUAAUAAAUCUGCCUGUAACACUAUGGUCAGGGUGUUUUGCUGCAAUUCCUAGCGAGUUUUUAUAUUGUAACUUUAAACCACUGCUAAUGGGAGCACUAUCAGAGUUAGUAAUUAUGCCAGGCACUCUGGUUCGUGAAUGCAGCAGGUAGACCUGAAACAAUUUCAUCCCCAUGGGAUUAAGUAUUGUAAUCUAUAUAAAUAUAUAUUUAGUUUCUUGUGUACUUUCUUCUGCAUGUAAUUCUGUACUGUUUGUAAAUCAUAGAACUGCUGUAGGAUAUCAGCCCUAGAGUUCAGGAUCAUAUAUGGUCUGCAAAAAGUAUGUGACAUCUACUCUGUUCAGAUAAAAUAGCCUGUUGUAUAACUCAAAAGGUAGUGACUACAGACCUUCUGUGUACUUAUUCCUUUAAACUUAUCUGUCAUUUAGGGACAGACAUGAUUAAAGGUCUGUAUGUGCAUUCAUGUGUGUCUGAACAUAAGAACAUAACAUAAUACUAGAUAGAAGUCAAAUACCUUGUAUAUAAAUAAACAAUGUACAGACCUUUGGGGUCUGAUCCUGGUCUCAUUAACACUGAUGGCAAAACUCCCGUUAAUUUCAACGAUUCAGGAAAAGGCCCUUCAUAACUUACAAGCUGUUCUUUUUGACACUUUCAUGAAUAUUGCGUUUGGUAACAUUGCAUACACAAUAGUCCAAUGGAAAGACCUGAGGUCAUAUUUUAGUGGCUGAUGUUUUUGUAAGAAGCAGUUCUGUGGGACUGAAUAUUUGGGGGCAGAGCUUCACCUGAUAUAAAUUGUCACAGCUCAGUCAAUCAGAGGUACCCUUUUAUGGUUUUCAUGUCAGUAUAUUAUUUAAAUAUAAACUGGCAGCUUAAGAAGAUCUUUAUAUAUAAUGAAUAUAAUCUGCUUAGGUUUUAUAUUAUCAGUAUGGUUUUGACUAAGUUAUGUAUUUAAUGUAUUUAUGAUUACACAGUCAUGGCUGAUUUUAAUCUAAUAUGUGCUGUGCUCUAUGUGACUGAUUAAUAAAAUUGUUUGAGAUUGCUGCUUA